Molecule: messenger RNA, 4049 nt
Organism: Haplochromis burtoni (Burton's mouthbrooder)
Lineage: Eukaryota; Metazoa; Chordata; Actinopteri; Cichliformes; Cichlidae
Gene: cers3a
Product: ceramide synthase 3a
Exons: 11
Coding region: 635-1825 (396 amino acids)
Biological process (GO): ceramide biosynthetic process
Cellular component (GO): membrane
Molecular function (GO): DNA binding; sphingosine N-acyltransferase activity
Source: RefSeq, a predicted model, not a curated record
UCUUUCUUUCUUUAGUCUUUCUUUUUAAAGAAAUAUGUCUAUUAUAUACAGUAUCUGGGAUAUUUUUACAUUUUCCAGUUUCUAUUCCUGGAGGGUUUGUUCUGUCAGAGAACUUGUCUUUUGUAUUUUAUCAGGAGCACAGUACAAACAAUGUUAUUAGAUCCUUUGAGGGCAGAGAGAAAAAAAAGCCUGUGUGUUGUGGCAAUCCACUAGCCUACCUCCACUUCCUGAAAGCCCUUCCCAGAUAAUUGUCGCUGGGUGGGUGUGACCCUAAAGAAUAUCAAACAAAGACAAGAGUGGCUGAUUGCUUGUCAUAUGGUGGGGGUGGUGGUGGUAAGGUGUGUGAGUGUGUUUGGGGAUGGGGGCAACGUAGGACUUUCCCAUCUGUGUUCAUAUUCCACAGCAAACACAAGCAGUCAGCUGAUGUGGAAAAGUUCCCUUACCUGUUCUAUCUGGCUGUGAAAAGGUAAGCUUUUGUUUUACUGUGACCUUGAAAUGUGACUAGCAAGCAAAUUGCGUGUCUUCCUUUGAAUAUGAGUAAUAUUUCCAAGUUUUUGCUAGAUAUCUAUUGUGUUUAAACUAGAACUGUGGGCAGGAGGAGAUAUUUGAUCCAGGCUUUUCUGCAGGAGGAGGGAUGUUUGACACACUGUAUGAAUGCUUCUGGUCAGACAGUCUAUGGUUGCCUGUGGGCCUAACAUGGGCUGACCUGGAAGACAAAGAGGGCCGGGUCUAUGCCAAAGCCUCCAAUCUUUAUGUGACUCUCCCCUAUGCCUUAGCCUUUUUACUCAUCAGAUACCUGUUUGAAAGAUGGAUAGCAACACCACUUGCAGUUUCUGCUGGAAUCAAGCAGAGAGUCUAUCUGAAAGCUGAGGAAAAUUCUAUCUUGGAGUUCUACUACACUACUCAGUGUCGAAAUCCUGCUCAGGUUGACAUUGAUGGGUUGUCUAAGAAAAGCAGUCUGUCCACGAGACAAGUGGAGCGCUGGUUUAGAAGAAGACGCAGACAGGACCGCCCUGGAGUUCUGAAGAAAUUCACAGAGGCCAGCUGGCGAUUUGUUUUCUAUCUGUCUGCAUUUAUUGGAGGAAUGGUAGCACUGCAUGAUAAAGAAUGGCUUUAUGAUACUAGGGAAGUAUGGACAGGUUUUCCCAAGCAGACCAUGCUAGAGUCUCAGUACUGGUAUUAUAUCUUGGAAAUGAGUUUCUAUGGCUGUCUUCUCUUCAGUGUUGCUUUUGAUGUCAAGAGGAAGGACUUUAAGGAGCAAAUCAUCCACCACUUGGCCACUCUGGUCCUCUUAUCCUUUUCCUGGUGUGCCAACUACAUCCGUGUAGGAACACUGGUUAUGCUUAUCCAUGAUGCUUCCGAUGUUUUCCUAGAGUCUGCCAAAUUAUUCAACUAUGCCAAAUGGGAGAAAACCUGCAAAACUCUCUUUGUUUUGUUUGCCAUAGUGUUCAUGGUAACACGACUGAUCAUCUUUCCAUUUUGGCUGAUCCACUGUACUUGGGUCUACCCUGUUCUCUAUUACCCUGCCUUCUUUGGUUACUACUUCUUCAACACAAUGCUGGUGGUCCUGCUUUGUCUGCACAUUUUCUGGGCCUACCUCAUUCUACGCAUGAUCAGGAAAUUUAUGUUUGGCACACUAACCAAAGAUGAAAGAAGUGACAAUGAAGAGGAAGAUGGGGACGAAAGCAGCUCAACACAGGAUGAAGUUGAACAAAGGCACAAGCCUGCCGGAUCACUGGUGGCUGAUAAGAAGUGUGACAAGAACGGAGGGUCUAGAUCCUUAUCUCCACCAGAGAACAUCUGCUGGUCAAAGACUGUGUGCUGACUCGUAUUCACGACUCUCAGUACAGGAGAAUAAUCCUGAAAUAGACUUUGUGUUUUGCUUAUCAAAAAAGUCCAGCGAGCCAAACAUAUCUCAUAUACAUGCAUUAAGUAACACAGCCCAACUGUUGCCCUCCACAGACAAGAAAGCUACACUUAAACAUUGUUUUCAGAUUUUGAAACUCAAAAAGCUCUGACUAUGCAACAGAAUUCGAGUUUGAAACAUGCCUCAUGUGAGCAAAACAGACUCUUACACAGAGCACCUCUGCAAAAUCGUGCUGUAAAUGUGUUUAAAGCUAUUUUUAAACAUAAAAUCUGGAGAAUAUCAGGAGAAUCAAGUUCCACAAUUUUACCUUUCUUACAUGCAGAAUACAUUAGGAAUAGCCGAAUAAAAACCAGUUUAGGAUAGUGUUAAGACAGCAUAUCGAAUGCAGGAGGCACAACAAAAACAGAAAUCAGGGAAGAAGCAGGGAGCUGAAAAAUUGAAGAUUCAGAGCUGUAUUUAUGUCUGAAAACAACUUCAACACGAACACAUGACCAGGUUUAGAUGUUUUCAGAUUUAAGUUAAUUAUUUUUCCUUCUUAAAUGUAUCUAUUACAAUCCAGUUUCCUAUUAGAUUUUGCAAUACCUGCUUUGGUCAACCACACAAAGAUUGCAUUAUAACAAAAAAAGUUUUAAAAUGAUUCCCAUAUUCAACUUUUUUUUAUUGUACUGGUACUGUGUUUUUAGAAAGCAUGAAUAGAAUGCUGAUAAUGAGCACAUUUGUAUCACAUUUUUUCUUUUCUACUAAAAUGAAACCUGUUUGUUUCCAUUCCAAAGUGAAAAAAAAGAAAACAAACAAACCACUCCCACUAACACUUGGAAUAAUGGUGAAACUUGGGUUGAUAACUGCAGUAACUGUCACUGACCAAAUCAACUUUGACAACUGUCAACUUCGAAUCCUAGCAUGUUAGGUAUUCAUUCAAAACACAGAGAAAUCCCACAGUCACCUGAUUAUGGUCAUAACAACAUUUUAGUGUAAGUUUACAAGAUGAGCUGUAGGGAAAAAGUAGCAUCCUUGUUGCCUCUAUCAGCUUUUCAGAUGUCAUGGUCUUCCUGGAAACAUAAGCAGCAAGUUCACUGUCUGAAAGAGGCAAGUUACAGAAAAGCAGAUGAGUUUUGAAGCAUGUGUGCAUUAGUAACUCAGGGGAAGUGAAAUAGUUUGUUUGGGACUCAUGUUUUACUUCUUUAAUUUUAUUUGUCGUCUGUCUUUUUUUUUAAACAUCUGGUUCUUAUUCAGCGUGACAGUAAGACAACAAUGCCACCAUGAGGCCAAAGAGAAGCAUCGUGCUACUUGUUGCUGUUUCUCCAGUGACUAAAAAAAAUAAAAAGUGUUAUAGGUUUUAGACAGCAAAAUGAAAAAAGCUUUUUUUAAAAUUUAUAUGGUCAAAACCCAGGUGUGAGGAAUUGUCAUUGUCACAUUUGUCACAAUUUCACCCCAAACCAGAAUUUGUCCAUAAACUGUUGUGUUCGUUUUCUUUUCUUAAAGGAAGUACAUCUUUUAAAAGAUGGAAUUCGCUUCAGCAGUUGAAAUUAUAACUUACAGUGUGCUGGACCUUGAUGUGAACCAGCAGUCUGCUCCACAAAACGGAUGACCCUUAAAGCGGGCGAUACAGUUUUAUACUACAACAAAAACAAGUAUUGAUACGUCCUGUACUUCAUUCUCCUCUUCCUCUGCCCAUCAAGUUUGUUUUGUGCUGUAGCUCUAAUCAUAUCGCUGUCACAUCUGUACCCUGGACUGUUUUUUGACAUUUGUUGACUAUAGUAUUCAUAGUGUUCUGUAUUGUUCAAGAGAGCAUCAGCAAACUUGUUAAAUUAAAUUUCUGGACAUUGAAGAUUACCUGGCUGAUCAGCUGCAUAUCAGUGUUACUGUAUAAUGUCAGGAGCCAAUGGGCUUUCCAAGUGCAAAAGAAAAAAAUCUGAUAAAGUUUACUCUUACAUUAUCCACAUUGUGUAAGAGAAUUAUUAUUAUUAUUUUAUUGUCACUGUUUUUCAUUUCAAAACUAUUUAAUUCCAUAUAUUCUAUAUAAUUCUAGGACACAUUUCAUUUACCUGAUCUCACACAUAUACAGUGUUUUUAAAAGCUCUUUUCCUAACUUUCUCACACAUGCACUAAUACUUGCAAAGCAAUGGGGUAAAUAAGGGUUUUAAGUAUCCUUGGGCGAGAUAUUUAAAUCUAUUGCAGGAGC